Messenger RNA from Syngnathus typhle (broad-nosed pipefish), 1489 nucleotides. Its product is annotated as centromere protein U-like. The transcript has 13 exons. The record is from RefSeq and is a predicted model, not a curated record. NCBI's taxonomy places the organism in Eukaryota, Metazoa, Chordata, Actinopteri, Syngnathiformes, Syngnathidae. Bases 157 to 1146 code for a protein of 329 amino acids. Gene Ontology annotation, cellular component: nucleus.
UUUUCCGUUUUCUCGUUGUCGCACACCGUUAAACACCCCUGUAAAUGUGAAUGGUGCAACCCGGAACUUAAAUGAUUUUGCGGGAAGAUUUGUCAUUUUGGAUUGGAUUUAUUUUGCAAACAGUUGUAGUUUGAUCUUCGUACUAUAAACUCCACGAUGAGUAACCGAAAGAGCAGAAGCGUCAAGGCGGCGCCCAUUGCACCAGUUGGCAACAAGAAAUCAUCAUUUCUGGACUCUGGCAACCGAUCUACAAUUGGUAGUGCCAGUUUCUUAGAAGGGCUACAGGAAAGAAAUGGUGAGUUUUUAAAAGGUAACCCUCUGCACAGUACUGCCAUAGAAGAUGAUUUAAACCUUUCAAAAGAGCCCCAGAAGACAAAAAGUCAAGUGGGGAAGAACAUCACAAAAAAAGUGAAUGAAGUGGUCAAAAACAGGCCUGAGAAAAAUGAACCGGCAAAGGUAGAAAAGAAGAGAGGUUCACAGAGUAAAAAGUCAAGGGACUCACAGGAAGAAUCAGACACCGUCCCUUGCACCAAAAGGAGACAAAAUCAAGUCCUGUCCUCUGAUGGUGACACAGACGAGGACACAAGCUGGAACCCAAGUCGAAAGAAAGCAAAAAUCCAAAGUUUGGAGAGAACCUCAAAAAAGUUGACCAGAGCAGACAAAGUCCAAAGGAAUGGGAAGAAAAGGAAAAAAUCUCAAGGAAGAACAGAGUUGGAAGUGGUGAUGGAGGCCUUCCUCAAUUUCUGUGAUGAGUACAGGGAUUCUGUCGAGUCGAAUGCUGUCAAGAAAUCAAUUGAUUGUUUCUCCAACAGUGUCAAGGAACAACUUCUUGAAAAGAUGGCCUCCAAUAGAGAGUUUAAGGCUCUGAAACGGGAAAAUUCCAAGGUGAGCUCCAUGAUACGUACAAAGACACAGCAACUUUUGGAUGCCAAGCAUGAGCUAAUAAGGGCGGAUCGGCUCGUGGACUUGCUUCAAAAAGAGAAAAAUGACCUCAAACUAAGACUAGAAGAUCUGAGAAGAAGCCAGGCUUUCCUCAAAGAUAUUAGAGGACUCACCCAAGUAUAUCUGGACUACCGGACUGCACAUCCAAAAGAGAAAGAGACAUAUGGUACAUCCAGUGUAGCAGCUCAACUACUGGAGACCUAACAUUUUCAAGGAGCACAGGACCAGCCGAGACUGAUCAAUAACGAUCAGGAGAAAUGACUGAAGGGAGAUGGCAAAUAAUGUGCUGGGCAGUGGAGUCGUAUACCAAUACACAACUCGUGUAGGAUUCACAGAUUAUUCCUGGUUAAGUAAUGAUAAAUGCAAUAUUUUUCAAAUAUCAAGACGAAAUGUGUCUUUUCAAACUAUAGAAUGGUAGCAUAAGGUUUAUUUAUUGUAUAGAAAUCUAAUAUUAAAUGUAAAUGAGCCAAUUUUUUGUUCCAGCAACAGUCGUGGCUGUGUGCGUAUUUUAUGCCUUCAUAAAAGAAAUAAAAACUUCAAAAACGUC